Komagataella phaffii GS115 is the source of this 1200-nucleotide messenger RNA. Its product is annotated as ER membrane protein. Lineage: Eukaryota; Fungi; Ascomycota; Pichiomycetes; Pichiales; Pichiaceae. The coding region runs from base 1 to 1200 and encodes 399 amino acids. The transcript has a single exon. Gene Ontology annotation, cellular component: plasma membrane. The record is from RefSeq and is a predicted model, not a curated record.
AUGUUGUUGAAGUUGAUUUGGGUAUUUACCACAACGGUAAUUCUUCAAGCGACUCUAGCCAGCGCCGACCUAUCUUUUUGUUCAACACAGAAUACCGGCUCCGAUUCGUCGUAUUCCUUGUAUCAAUCAAAUGGUCUUUGCAGAGAUACCUGUAACGGCCAAGGAGCAUAUUUUGCUGUCUUGUCAGGUAGUGAAUGUUUCUGCUCCAACGUUGCGCCGAGUGAGCAAACGUCACUUUCAGACUGUUCAAGCAGCUGUCCCGGAUAUCCUAUAGAACAAUGCGCUGGAAACGGCUAUUACGGAUACAUUCAAUUGAGAAGUGGCGCCAGUACGUUGGCGUCGAGCUCAUCUACUACAGUCAGUUCCGAGACCGAAACUGAUGGGACUACCUCGUCCGAUCCUACGAGCUCAUCCGGGACAACCAGUUCUUCAACUUCCUCUAGUUCCUCUAGUUCCUCGAGCUCCCCUACUAGCUCCACCAGUUCUACAUCGAGUACAAGUUCAACAACGAGCUCAAGUUCAAGUUCUUCCACAAGGUCAUCAAGCUCCGUAUCCCCUUCAACAAGUAGUGAAUCUGGCACUUCGUCAUCCACAGCAUCAACUACGUCACCGCCAUCCAUAUCAACCGUUUACUCAGUGACCACCGUCAGUGGAACAGACCGUACGCUUAUUGUAUCGACACAGUACAUCUCAACUUUUCCAUCAACCCCCACAGACACUUCAACAGACAGUGCCACUGAUAGCAGCUCAAGAAGCGCAAACUCAAACUCGUUUUGGGAUUCUACAGGGAAAGUGGCCGGCACAUUUGUGGCCGUUGCGGUGGUUGUAAUUCUUCUACUUCUGCUCAUAGGUUUACUACUAUACAGGCGAUACUCCAAGAGACACGGAGACGAAGCAGACUCGGCUUCAGGAUCCAACAUUUCGUCUCUAAUGUACCUCAAGAACGGUACACUAGAGAAAAACAACAAUUUCCAUACUCAUACUGCAUCCAAUGGUGACACUUUAGUCCCCAUCAACAUAGCAGAAAGUGACAACAUUGUCGACCAAAGGCUGGAUCCAGGUCAGAUGUUUAUGAAUCUGAACAAUUCCAGGGGUUCUUUCUCAGACCAUAGGGACUACACGCGGCGUGUACUUCGUGUGGCAAAUCCAGAGAAUGACCUAGAUCCGUCUGAUCUAGAGACCCCAGGAAAUAAUGCCUAA